AUGAAUUUUCCAGAAUUGCGCGGCGUUAUUUCUCCUGCUAUAGUCGAACAUUCUGGAACUUUACACGUUGAACAGGAUGAGGGAAUUGUCAUGCUGUGCAUUGCUCAAAGUUGCCCGUCUCCCGAUUACAGAUGGUUUACGUUUUCUGGAGCCGAACCCGUUUUAAUUAUUCCGGGACCUAAAACACAUUUAUUAGGACCAAUAUUAGCACUCGAAGCUGUAACACAAGAAGAUUCUGGAAUUUAUAGAUGUUCGGCAUCGAACGUGGGAGGAGAAGCAAGCGCCGAAUUACGUCUCGUCGUCGUUACUUCCUUACACGUCGAAGUGUCACCAUCGGUUUUAAGCGUACAUAUUGGCGGCACUGCCGAAUUUAAAUGUAACGGACAGUAUAACAGACCUUAUAUGAUAUCGUGGUUUAAAGAUGGCAUGCCGUUACCAGGUACGGGUAGGCACAACAGCGAUCAUUUCGUAUUGAGAGGUGUUACGAGAGACGAUAGAGGAAUGUAUCAGUGCAUUGUAAGAAGAUCAGAAGGAGAUACGGCGCAAUCAUCUGGAGAAUUACAAUUAGGAGAUACUCCACCGUCACUUUUAUACAGUUUCAUUGAACAAACGCUACAACCGGGUCCCCCAGUUUCAUUAAAAUGCAGCGCUGCUGGAAAUCCAACGCCGCAAAUAAUUUGGACUUUAGAUGGUUUUCCACUACCUAAUAACGGAAGGUUUGUGAUUGGACAAUAUAUGACCGUACACGGUGACGUAAUAAGUCACGUGAACAUAAGUCAGGUAGCUGUUGAAGACGGUGGAGAAUAUACGUGCGUUGCGGAAAAUCGUGCGGGAAAAGUUUCGCAUUCCGCGAGACUAAACGUUUACGGACUUCCGUACAUAAGAUUAAUUCCAAAAAUUACAGCAAUUGCUGGAGAAACAUUGAGACUGAAAUGUCCCGUUGCUGGAUUUCCAAUCGAAGAAAUUCAUUGGGAACGAGGUGGAAAAUUAUUACCUGUCGAAAUACGUCAAAACGUCGAAUCGGACGGUACUCUCGUUAUAAUGUCGGUACAAAAAGAAACAGACGUCGGUGUUUAUUCCUGUUGGGCUAAAAACAAACAAGGAAAAAGUGCAAGAAGAAGCGCGGAAGUUGCUGUCAUAGUUCCCCCUAUAAUUGAGCCCUUUUCCUUCCAAGACGGGCUUUCUGAGGGCAUGCGCACUCGCACGGUGUGUGGAGUCAGUCAAGGGGAUCCCCCUCUGACCAUCACUUGGCUAAAAGAUGGCGGGAGUCUUCCUCCGCAUCUCGGAGCAAACUAUACUACUCUUGAUGCUUAUUCUAGCCUCCUCAGCAUUCCUAGCCUCACCUCCUUACAUUCUGGUGAUUAUACUUGCGUUGCCUCGAAUCCGGUGGCCGAACUCAGGUACACGGCCAAGCUACUGGUCAAAGUUCCGCCGAGGUGGACUAUAGAACCCAACAGCGAAAUAAGCGUUGAAAGAAAUCGUCACGUGAUGUUACACUGUCAAGCGGAAGGAGUACCAAAACCGAACAUCGUUUGGAAAAAAGCAACAUCCGGUGGUAAAAGUGGCGAAUACGAAGAAGUGAGGGAAAGAAUACACACGAAAAUAUUUUCAAACGGUUCCCUCCUUUUACAAAACAUAAAAGAAGAUAAAGAAGGUCUUUACAUGUGUCAAGCAAAUAACGGAAUCGGAAAUCCGAUAGGAAAAAUGGUUCAGUUAAAAGUUAAUUCAUCUCCAUAUUUUUCAACUCCUUCGAAACAAGUCACGGUGAAAAAGGGUGAUGUUGCAGUUUUACAAUGCGAUGUCAAAGGUGAUAAACCUAUAACGAUAUCGUGGUUAAAAAAUGGAAAUGUUAAAUUGACUCCUCAAAAUAAUUACAGAAUUUCCGUCAAACAAGAUCUUUUACCGGAAGGAGUGAUGGCCGAAAUACGUAUAACAGGUUCGGAUUCAAGCGAUAGCGGUGCUUAUUUUUGUCAAGCUAGUAACGUUUACGGAAGAGAACAACAAAUGGUUCAGUUGUUUGUUCAAGAACCACCUCAAAGUCCGUCGGAAUUAGAAAUCGUUUCGAUAAAUAGUAGAUCGGUUAAUCUUCAGUGGAAAAGACCAUCCGAUGGCAAUGCGGAAAUCAGUAAAUACAUAAUACAAUUCAAGGAAGACGAUGUCACGACGACAUGGCAAAACGUCGAAGUUGGAAUAAUACCGUCGGCGAUAAUCGAAGAUCUUAAACCGGAUACUAAAUAUUUGGUCAGAGUCAUAGCAGAAGGUACUGCAGGACGUAGUAUACCUAGCGAACCGUUGCUAAUAAAAACGGAACCACAAAGACCCGCAGGGGCGCCUCUUCACAUAAACGUAAGACCCAUGUCAUCGACGGAAAUAUUAGUGUCGUGGUCUCCUCCACUUUUUGAACUGAGACACGGUAAAAUAUUAGGUUAUAAUGUUGGAAUAAAAGAAGCCAGCUCCGCAUCGGCAACUUAUUCUUUUACCAACAUAAAUGGUGAUGGUGAAGAAGGUGGAGAACUUUUAUUAACGGGUUUAUCAAAAUUUACAAGAUAUUCGAUUGUCAUUCGAGCUUUUAAUGAAAUUGGUUCGGGACCACUUUCGGAACCGAUUUUAACUCAAACAUUGGAAGAUGUACCCAGCAUGGCACCCGAAGACGUGCGUUGUUCUGUGCUGAGUCCGCAAUCUUUACAAUUAAGUUGGUUACCACCAGCUCCAGCUCAUUCCAAUGGUAUUCUUCAGGGUUAUAAAGUUCAUAUCGAACCACUUCACGAUGACGUAAUAUACGAUAAUGAUGAAUUCGAACCAAGAAAAACAACUUCACUUACAAUGGUUAUUUCCGGUUUGAAAAAAUUCACUAAUUAUAGUAUACAAUUGUUGGCAUAUACUCGCGUCGGUGAUGGAAUAUUAUCGAAACCGACGUAUUGUCAAACGGAAGAAGAUGUUCCAGGACCGCCAUCGGAUAUAAAAGUCGUAGUCAAAUCAUCGGAUUCACUUUUAGUUUCAUGGCUUCCUCCUAAAGAACCAAAUGGUAUCAUCACAAAGUACAAUUUAUACAUGAGAACCGAUAAUCCGACAGCAGCCGAAUUACACAAAAACAAACAUUACGUACCGACUCAACACACCCUAUACGAAGUUAAAAAUCUUCGUACUCAAGUCGAAUAUCAAUUUUACGUGACGGCAUCGACGAAAAUCGGUGAAGGACAAAGUUCCAGACUAGUGACGCAACUUCCGAACAACAGAGUUCCAGCUAGGAUAGCGUCUUUCGGCGGCCCAGUUGUAUUCCCGCGAAAAUCAUCUGCGACUUUAUCCUGCGAUGCCGUCGGUCAACCCGAACCUAAAAUGGAAUGGUUUAAAAACGAUCAACUCCUAAAAUUCGAAUCCAGUAAAGAUUAUCAAAUUUUAGAUUCUGGAGAAAUAAUAUUAACGAAUCUUCAACCGGAAGAUACUGGAAAUUACACUUGUCGUAUAGACAAUCUACAAAGUUCGGAUCGCAUAACUUAUUACUUGGUAGUUCAAGUGCCCCCAUCACCUCCGGUGCUUUACGUAACUAGCGCAACAAGUAGUUCGAUACUUUUUCACUGGAAAGCUGGUUCUUCCGGUGGAGCAAUCAUAACAAGUUUUUUACUUUACUAUAGCAGAGAUCAUUCAGAUCCCGAAGAAGUUAUUCUUUCUAGAAGAAUCACUUCGUAUGAAUUAAAAAAUUUAUCCUGCGGCAGCACAUAUCAUUUAUUUUUGAUUGCUCAAAACAAAAUUGGAAAAUCGCCACAAUCUUCGACGUUAUCGGUCAGAACUCAGGGUGAACCGCCAGGGGUACCACAAGGUACGGCGUUGAUACAACCAAAUUCAACAUCAGUUCUUUUAAGACUUCACGUUUGGCCUGAUAGCGGUUGUCCGUUGUUGUAUUUCGUCAUCCAGUACAGAUCAAAUACGGAUACUUUAUGGAUAUUAGUAACGAGUUCAUUAAAACCGCAAAAAAGGUUUACCAUAUCCGGUUUAAAACCACUGACCGUAUAUCAGCUCAAAAUAGAAGCUCAUAACAUAGCAGGUUCUUCGAUGGCCGAAUUUACUUUUAUAACGUUGACCAAAGAUGGAGAUCCUCCACCACCGGAAUUGGUUACAAGAACUCAUCCGAAUCAUUCUUUAUUGAACGAUUUCCGUUUUUUAGUUCCGUUAUUUUUAGCAUUUGCCGCACUAUUGGCCGCACUCGUCGCGACAGUUUUCUGCUGGAGAAACAACCAAGGAAGGCCUUUGAAAGAAUCUUUGGAUAAUCAACAUAAUUCGGAAGCACAAAGGGAAAGAUAUUAUGCUACCAUUCAUAAAGUUCCUCUACAAAUAAGCAACGAAAAAAUUCCAGAAACUUCCGAAGAUAUAUCACCGUACGCAACGUUUCAAUUGUCUGAAACGGGUGCACCGACCACAGCCAUGCUUCAUAGUUUCAUGUAUCACGAACAAGCUUUAACCGAAGGGUGUAAUUCACCGCCGCCACCACCGCCCCUGGGAAUAAAAAUGUCGGAACGAAGAAGGAGCAGGAGUAGGAGUAGAAAACGUGAAGCUGAUAGCGAUGGUUCAGAUUCUGAUAACGACCAAUUAACUUCCAGCAGAACUGAAUCAUCUAAUCAAUUAGAUACUUCAAGGUUAAAACAAAGUUAUCUUUAUCACGGACCUCAUUCAAGUACAUCUUCGGACAUAUCACUAAUGUCAGAAGUUAAAUCUCUUCCGAGAAGAGGACGCAAUAGCAAAACCUCUCUUCGCUCACUGAUACUUCCCCCAAUUUCAACCGCCGAAACGAGUUUCAACGGCCUUCCUCCAGACUCUCUGAUGCAUCCACCGGACAGGCACGAUAUCAGAGAAACAGAAUGCGACAUAGACACUAUGAAAAAAGUCAAAAUGGGACUGAGAUCAUCGCUUUGGUCUCGCCCUUCAGGCCUUACUAAGCCUACGACGGAUUAUUCCAUUGCCGUUUAA
This is a messenger RNA of Pediculus humanus corporis (human body louse), 4962 nucleotides long. Its product is annotated as down syndrome cell adhesion molecule, putative. The transcript is spliced from 29 exons. Gene Ontology annotation, cellular component: axon; plasma membrane. Gene Ontology annotation, biological process: cell-cell adhesion; axon guidance. Gene Ontology annotation, molecular function: protein binding. Bases 1 to 4962 code for a protein of 1653 amino acids. The record is from RefSeq and is a predicted model, not a curated record. NCBI's taxonomy places the organism in Eukaryota, Metazoa, Arthropoda, Insecta, Psocodea, Pediculidae.